Opisthorchis viverrini is the source of this 1066-nucleotide messenger RNA. RefSeq lists its product as hypothetical. The record is from RefSeq and is a predicted model, not a curated record. Bases 1 to 972 code for a protein of 323 amino acids. Gene Ontology annotation, molecular function: protein binding. Gene Ontology annotation, biological process: regulation of actin cytoskeleton organization; TOR signaling. The transcript is spliced from 5 exons. Lineage: Eukaryota; Metazoa; Platyhelminthes; Trematoda; Opisthorchiida; Opisthorchiidae. Gene Ontology annotation, cellular component: TORC1 complex; TORC2 complex.
AUGCUGGCUUGUGGGAUGGAAGCAAUGAAGAACGACUAUGAUGCCAGUUUAUCACUGGCCACAGGCGGAUUCGAACACAUGAUUCGCAUGUGGCAACCGAGCACUGGGAAGUACAUUCAGGGCUUUCAGCAUCCUGAGUCUCAGGUGAAUGCGCUGGCGUUUUCACGAGAUGGACACUUUCUCGCUGCUGCUGGGUAUGGACGUGUUCGUGUGUACAAUACACAUGGGGAUGCGACGCCUGCAGUUGUCGUCUCCGAGUUUAGCAAGAAUGUGAACACAGUAGGGUUCAAUGACGAGGGUAAUUGGAUGUUUGCGGGAUCUGAAGAUCGUGUGGCCAAGAUAAUUGAUUGGAGGGCUGGAGGCAAUUUGUGGAUCACGAGAGUGCACCAGACUACCUCGAGCAUUAACUCUAUGUUACUUCAUCGGAAUCAACAUGAAAUUGUCAUGGGCACAAGCAAAGGUGAAAUCAUAAUAUGGGAUCUACGUAACAAUGAAUCCAACAUUCUUCGUCCCGAUCCACAAAACGGACCGAUUCAUAGUCUUUCGGUCAACCCUGAUAUGACCUCCCUUGCUGCGGUGAAUUCCGGUGGCCAAUUACUUGUCUGGUCAUUGACAGGAAAUUCCACAUGGCAACCUAUCGAAAAGCGUCGAUGUAAAGUUCACUCUACCUAUGCUCUAAAAGUGCUGUUUUCCCCGGACAGUACACUUGUUGUCACCUGUGGAGCCGACGGACAUUUCAAUGUACUCAAAACCGCCGAUUUCAGCACCGUAUCACGUCAUAAAGUGACAUCGUCUGGACUGUAUUGGGUUUGGGACUGUGCUUUUUCUGCAGAUUCGCGCUUCCUUAUCACCGCUACUUCGGACGGCGUCGCCCGCCUAUGGAACUUGGAGACUGGUGAAGUCCCCAUUGAAUACAAAGGACACCAACAAGCUAUCACUUGUCUUGCCUUUCGGGACCACUCGCUUUCUUAAACGACAGUCUAUGAAUACAGAUUCUACCUGUACAGUGUAAUUUCAACUACUUUUUAUUAAUAUGUACCUUUAUUUUGCUUCUGAUAAAACCGCG